This is a messenger RNA of Eucalyptus grandis, 1966 nucleotides long. RefSeq names its product WD repeat-containing protein 20. NCBI's taxonomy places the organism in Eukaryota, Viridiplantae, Streptophyta, Magnoliopsida, Myrtales, Myrtaceae. The record is from RefSeq and is a predicted model, not a curated record. Gene Ontology annotation, molecular function: protein binding.
GCGAGCGAGGGCACCAUGAUCAACUCAGCGAACGGGAUGGCGUCGGCAGGGGCAUCGUCGUCGUCCUCGGCGGGGGCGGGGGCGGGGGCGGGGGCGAACGCGCCGUCGCCGGGGCUCAAGACCUACUUCAAGACGCCGGAGGGGCGGUACAAGCUUCACUACGAGAAGGGACACCCCUCCGGCCUGAUGCACUACGUCCAGGGCAAGACCGUCACUCAGGCAACUCUAGCUCAUCUGAAGGACAGGCCGUCCCCACCAACUCCACCGGCUCAAUCAUCGUCUGGCUUUAGUGCCAGCAGCGGUGUACGAUCGGCUGCUGCAAGGCUGUUGGGUGGCAGCAACGGGAGCCGUGCUCUAAGCUUUGUGGGAGGAAAUGGUGGGAGUAAGAGUAUCAGUGCAAGUAGUAGACUUGGUUCAUUGGGCGUCUCAAGUUCGAGUAAUUCGACUUCGAAUUCAAAUUUUGACGGUAGAGGAACUUACUUGAUCUUCAAUAUGGGAGAUGGACUUUUUAUAAGUGAUUUGAAUUCUCAAGACAAGGAACCUAUGAAGGCCAUCUACUUUAACAACGUCUACCCAGUUUGCCAUGCGUUUGACCAGGAUGCUAAGGAAGGGCAUGAUUUGGUCAUUGGUUUGAGUACUGGUGAUGUAUAUUCUGUGUCGCUCAGACAACAAUUACAAGACAGUGGAAAGAAGCUUAUUGGGGCUCAGCAUUAUAACAAAGAUGGUUCAGUUAAUGGCAGUCGCUGUACUUGUAUCGCAUGGGUGCCUGGAGGUGAUGGGGCUUUUGUUGUUGCACACGUUGAUGGAAAUUUGUAUGUUUAUGAGAAGAGCAAAGAUGGUGCAGGUGAUUCAUCAUUCCCUGCCAUCAAGGAUCAAACUCAGUUUUCAGUGGCACAUGCGCGCUACAGCAAGAGUAACCCCAUAGCCCGGUGGCAUAUUUGCCAAGGUUCAAUUAAUAGCAUGGUAUUCUCAACAGACGGAGCCUAUUUAGCAGCUGUUGGAAGAGAUGGAUAUUUGAGAGUCUUUGACUAUUCGAAGGAACAGCUGAUAUGUGGUGGCAAAAGUUAUUAUGGUGCUUUGUUAUGUUGUGCUUGGAGCAUGGACGGAAAAUACAUCCUUGCUGGAGGUGAAGAUGACCUGGUGCAGGUCUGGAGUAUGGAAGAAAGGAAGGUUGUUGCCUGGGGCGAGGGGCACAAUUCAUGGGUCAGUGGAGUGGCUUUUGAUUCAUACUGGUCACCGCCCAAUGCUGAUGACACAGGGGAGUCUGUGAUGUACCGGUUCGGUUCAGUGGGUCAGGAUACGCAGUUGCUUUUGUGGGACUUGGAGUUGGACGAAAUUGUGGUCCCACUGAGGCGCCCUCCAGGUGGCUCGCCCACCUUCAGUACUGGAAGCCAGUCUGCACAUUGGGACAGCACUCCUCCAGUAGGUAUCCUUCAACCGGCUCCUAGCAUGCGAGAUGUCCCAAAAUUAUCUCCUCUGGUUGCUCAUAGAGUGCACACGGAACCUCUCUCUGGCUUGAUAUUCACCCAAGAGUCAGUUUUGACGGUAUGCCGGGAGGGUCACACAAAAGUUUGGAUGAGACCUGGGGUUGCUGAAAGUCAAGCAAGCAACGUGGAGACAGUUUUGAGUACUAGCUUGAAGGAUAAGCCUCCAUCAACAAAGGUUAAUUAUUCCGGACAAGCAAUGACCGGUACCAAUGGUGGUUUUUUCCAUGGAAGCAGAAUAUUUGGUCACUGACGUGGCCCUGUCAUGUUGUUCAUUCAGUUGGUUUGUGUAAAUGUAAUCUAAUUUUUGUUGGGUUGGCCAACUGGUUCCUUUGUAUAUUCGGGAUAAAGGUGCAAUUGAUGGCACUGAUGAGUAUGGAAAGGAGAUGUAGGUAGUACAAGGAUUGAAGCAUGAAAGUGACGUCGACAAAAUUGAAUUCUGCCCAAAUGAGUUAUUUAUAGAAUGGCCCUUUUGAGUAUGA